This is a messenger RNA of Nelumbo nucifera (sacred lotus), 2366 nucleotides long. RefSeq names its product phosphatidate cytidylyltransferase family protein. Gene Ontology annotation, cellular component: endoplasmic reticulum membrane. The record is from RefSeq and is a predicted model, not a curated record. Gene Ontology annotation, biological process: dolichyl monophosphate biosynthetic process. Lineage: Eukaryota; Viridiplantae; Streptophyta; Magnoliopsida; Proteales; Nelumbonaceae. Gene Ontology annotation, molecular function: dolichol kinase activity.
UGACGCGAUCUCAAUUCCACGACGCGAAGAAGUCCCAAUGGCGACAGAAGCCGCGGGCGCGCCAUUCCUACCGGUCCACCUCCCUAGAUCUCACCGUCUCUGCUCUACGCGCCUAUAUCGUUUCCUUGUCUGAUUUCUUCUUAUUGAUUUUUAUCUGGUCAGCCAUGGCAGCCAUGUCUGUGUCGCUCAACAAUGGCGAGAGAACAGUUGUUCUUCUUUUCAUCUCCUGCGUUCUCUUCUCUCUUCCCCUCUCGCUGUUAUACCAAGGGUUUGCUCUUUGUCUCCUCACUCUCGCCGGCCUCUUCGUUGAGGUCUCCGCGGAGAAUUCUACCUCCUUGAGUCGAUUCAAGACCAGGCCAGGUGCUUCUUCAGGGAUACUACUGGGAGCUGUUACAUUGCCUGCCGUCAUGUUCUCACGCUUGAUUCAACUAUCAAGAGCAGUCGCAUCGUAUGAUGUUGGAACUGAAGAGGUUGGGUAUCUGAAUAUGCAAUACUGGGCUGUAUCUGCAAGCUGUUUCAGUGUGCUUGUUUUGCUACACUUAGUUUCACGGCAUUCAUCCAGCAAUACUGGUUCUUCUUGGUUGGGGAGUUUUCAAGAUAGAAAAUUUGGCAUUAUUUGCAUACCCUUAUAUGCAACAGUCUGCUGUAUGUCUCUUGCUACGAAUUCCCAUGGUGGAUUUCAUGUGGCAAUGGAGUUGCUAUGGGUACUUUCCCAUGGAUUGGCUGCAGUGAAGCUAAUUCAGCAUAUUCUUCACACCUUUCCAUCAUGUGCUUCAAUAGGUGAGGCACUACUUGUCACUGCGGGCCUUGUUCUCUAUUUUGGUGACAUGUUAGCAUACACUUUUGGGAAGAUCAUUGCUUAUUCAAUAUCUUCAAGGUUACUUUCUUUGCAAUUUGGAAGCAAAAGAAGUGAAAUAGGUACCAUAAUACAGGGAGUAUUGUAUGGCCUUCUCCUUUUUCCUAUACUUUACAAAUUUAUUCUCCAAAUUUGGGCACAUUUUAUAAGUAUAGACUACUCUGAAGCUUGUACAGCUGAUGAAAGGACAUCCAAGGGGAUUGGGAGAUCUCUUCUUUUCUAUGCUUCUCUGGCAGUAACCUUGGUUGUGAUUGUUCCUACGUGGAUGCAAUUUGUUCAGGAUUUUCAUGUGCAUCCGUUGUCAUGGGUCUUUACUUUUGUGUUCAUGGAGCCAUUUAAAAGGUUAGCAUUAUGUAUCUACUGGAUAGGUGUUAUAUGCCUUUCGGUGGUUCGGUUCUACAAUAUCUCAAAGAACAGCAAGAUUGAGAGAGUUCUUCUUCGGAAGUAUUACCAUAUGGUGGCUGUUUUAAUGUUUGUUCCUGCUAUCAUUUUUGAGCCCAACUUUCUUGACCUAGCAUUUGGUGUGGCUUUGGCAGUUUUCUUGGCAUUAGAAAUUGUUCGUGUAUGGAAAAUUUGGCCUCUAUGGAGAACUGUACAUCAUUUCAUGAAUGCAUUUACAGAUCAUCGCGACUCAGAUCUUCUUAUUGUCAGCCAUUUUUCAUUAUUACUGGGAUGUGCACUUCCUAAGUGGAUAUCUACUGGAUUCAAUGAUCGACCACUUGCUCCUUUAGCUGGGAUUUUGAGCCUUGGAAUCGGUGAUACAAUGGCAUCUAUGGUUGGCCACAAGUAUGGUGUCCUCAGGUGGAGCAAAACUGGCAAGAAAACUGUUGAAGGUACUGCAGCUGGUAUAACAUCUGUACUUGCAGCUUGCUCAGUUCUCCUUCCUCUUCUAGCAUCAACCAGCUAUAUACUCUCCCAGCACUGGAUCUCCUUGCUCCUAGCAGUCACAGUAAGUGGUUUGUUGGAGGCCUAUACAGCACAGCUUGACAACGCUUUCAUUCCUCUUGUUUUCUACAGCCUUCUUUGUCUAUGAGCAUUGUCCCACUGACCUAAAUCCAACAUACAAAAUUUUCAGUAGGCAACAUCGAAAAUUUAGAGGAAAUUCCAGCACUCUUGUGCUUUCUUGGGCACCAUUUUUGCAUAUAUAAGUUUGAUUACCCAGCUUGUGACAUAUUCUGAUAACGAGAAUACAUCCUGUACUGCAAACAGGUAAAUUUUCCACUGAGAACAUGUGGAAUUCUAGUUAGUCACCAUACACCCAAUUCAAUUGUUCAGCCAGUAAUAACAGUCUUGACACCCAUAUCAUGCCCCAUUAGGAGGGGAUUUAUAUAUAUUGUAGUGGAGUAGCUAGUUUCUGGAUUUUUUAUUUAAACUGAGUUCCUCUUUUAGGUGGAAGUGUACCAUAAUCAAUUCUUGUACAGUUUUAUUUUCGUGGAAACAUUUAAAGGAAAAAGAAAGGUACAGUUUUGUUUCUCUUAGAUACUGUGCAAUAUAAUAUAAUUUGAGCUCA